AUGUCCAGCGUGAAAAUAGACGACUCUGGCUCCAAGUCCACCCCCUCUCCUUCAUCACCUGACAGUCGAGAUCCCCCGGACCACUCUCCAGCGGUUGUCACUUCCAGCAAAGUUCCAGCAAUGGACCUGUUGCCGGAUGAAGCAAAACCUCGGCUUUCAGCAUUCACUCCGGUAUCGGCCGGACACCAAAUGCCGGCACUGCCCGGACUGACCCCCUCUCUAGUCGGACUGUCCGAGUACUUGAACUCGCGAAUGUUGCCUUUCGCAAAGUUUGCCGAUCUUGCCGCCAAGUCAUCAGCAGAGAAUUCGAGUCUGCUGGCAGGGAGGUCGACAGUGGUGGGGGGCUCGAGUUCAGAAGGAACAAACGCGGCAACAGAGAACUUUCCUCCGAUGUUCCGGCCCAUGUUCCCACCUGGCGGACUCUUCCCUGGAGCUGACACUGCUCUAAUCUACCGAGGUCUUGGGGAAUUCCCACUUGCUCCAACCGGGCUACCUGCUUUCUUUCACCGACGUCGACGUAAGGAUGGCCGCCAACGGCGCCAAAGAACUACUUUCACGAGCGAACAGACCUUGCGCCUUGAGAUGGAGUACCACCGCAAUGAAUAUAUUAGUCGGCCUAGGCGUUUUGAACUUGCUGAGUCCCUAGAUCUCACGGAAACACAGAUAAAAAUUUGGUUUCAAAACAGGAGGGCCAAGGACAAGCGUAUAGAAAAAGCACAAAUGGAUCAACAGUUCAGGUGUAUGGCUCUGGCAAAUUCCUUGGGUUCUUUAUACGCUCCACCAACCUCAACUUCCGGAGUGUGUCCUUCCUUCUGUGGUACUUGUUAUUAUAAACCUGGUACGUCUCCUUUGCUUAGCACGUCUACGGCAGCCACUUCUUCGAUGUUGGCUUCUCGAUUUUGAAGUUUCCUUAGCAAUAGCAUUCAGUAAUGCUGUUUGACAGUUGAAUGUGUAACUCUGUAUAUAUAUAUAAAUGU
This is a messenger RNA of Uloborus diversus, 977 nucleotides long. RefSeq names its product homeobox protein vab-15-like. Gene Ontology annotation, molecular function: DNA-binding transcription factor activity, RNA polymerase II-specific; DNA binding. The transcript has 3 exons. Gene Ontology annotation, biological process: regulation of DNA-templated transcription. Bases 1 to 903 code for a protein of 300 amino acids. The record is from RefSeq and is a predicted model, not a curated record. NCBI's taxonomy places the organism in Eukaryota, Metazoa, Arthropoda, Arachnida, Araneae, Uloboridae.